Messenger RNA from Syngnathus typhle (broad-nosed pipefish), 1436 nucleotides. It is a transcript of the gene noazfp, whose product is annotated as zinc finger protein 330. Bases 376 to 1302 code for a protein of 308 amino acids. Gene Ontology annotation, molecular function: zinc ion binding. The record is from RefSeq and is a predicted model, not a curated record. Gene Ontology annotation, cellular component: nucleus. The transcript is spliced from 9 exons. Lineage: Eukaryota; Metazoa; Chordata; Actinopteri; Syngnathiformes; Syngnathidae.
UAAAAAUAACGUUUUUGUUGUUUUUGUUUACGAUGGCGCCCGCGUAUAACUCACAUAACCAUUAAAACAACCAACUAGCAACACAUUUGUGGCUCCAAAUGUGAACGUUUUAGUUGGAGUAAAUUAAUUUUACUUGCGCAUGUCAUUUCUCGUCACGUUAUUAGCUAGUCGCAACCACAUCGUACGGCUCAUCCAAUUCAAACUUUUAAACGACAUUUUCCCGACGAGCUUUGUUAACAAUUUAAAUUAGUUGCGUAUUGGUACUAGACGAGUCAAUUAGAUCCCUCCUAUUUGUUUAGAUGAUUGUAUUGGCGAUACAGAGUUGAAUACUGUCGUUGCUUUCGCGUCAAGGAUUGCUGUCAACCGGGUGCCAAAAUGCCGAAAAAGAAGACAGGUGCCAGGAAAAAGGCGGAAAAUCGAAAGGAACGAGAGAAACAGAGCCGAGCCAACCGGGACCUGGUGGACUUGGCUAAACACCCGUGCAACGUCAACAUGGAUUGUGAUAAAUGCCAGAGAAAACAGAAGACCCGAGCAUUCUGUUACUUCUGCAAUGCUGUACAGAAACUUCCUACAUGUGCACACUGCGGCAAAACCAAAUGUAUGAAGACGUCAGACUGUGUCGUCAAACACCCAGGGAUCUACAGCACCGGGAUGGGAAUGGUGGGGGCAGUGUGUGACUUCUGUGAAGCUUGGGUGUGCCACAGCAGGAAAUGCCUGAGCACUCACGCUUGCCUGUGUCCUCUGACGGAGGCGGACUGUAUCGAGUGCGAACGCGGCGUGUGGGACCACGGCGGGCGUAUUUUUCGCUGCUCCUUCUGUCAAAACUUUCUUUGUGAAGAUGAUCAAUUCGAACACCAGGCCAGCUGCCAAGUCCUUCAAGCCGAAACAUACAAGUGCGUUUCCUGCAACAGACUGGGCCAGCACUCAUGCCUGCGUUGUAAGGCCUGCUACUGUGACGACCACGCUAAGAGCAAAGUGUUCAAGCAGGAGAAGGGGAAGGCGCCGCCAUGUCCCAAGUGUGGCCACGAGACCCAAGAGACCAAAGACCUCAGCAUGUCAACUCGCACGUUGAAAUUCGGACGCCAGGCCGGCGGUGACGACGACGAUGACGACGACUACGGAGCGUCGGGCUACGACAGCUACUGGAAGAACAUCGCGUCAGGAGGCGGAGGACGCAACUAUGACGACGACGAUGAGGAGGAAGAUGACGAUGAAGAUGACGACGAUGAAGAGGAGGAAGAGGAAGACGAGGGCGAAGAAGAAAUGGCCGCUCUUAAAUUAGAUGCAGCCGCCAAAGUCUGAAACGGGACAAGAUUUGAAUGAAAAUCAGAUGGUGGUUUUGUUACACCCUCAAACUCGUUUAACAACUUUUUGACCUCACUGUCAAAUGUUAGGACGGUGCCUGAAUAAAAUGAAUUAGCACAGAAGUAAACCAA